Messenger RNA from Prorocentrum cordatum, 684 nucleotides. NCBI's taxonomy places the organism in Eukaryota, Dinophyceae, Prorocentrales, Prorocentraceae. The record is from the annotation of a GenBank genome assembly.
AUGCAAAAUAACGAUUCAUUGCGAUCCCAUAAGGACUUUGUGCAGUUUGUGCAUGUUGGCAAGUGCGCAGGCAGCUCAAUUGGUAUGGCCAUCUACAAGAACACCCCUUACCAUGAGAUUCACAUUCGGCAGGUCGACAAUUGCCGCGCAGACCAGCAACGCAUGUGGAUUGUUGCUGUUCGAGACCCGCUUGCUCGUGUUGUAUCUGCUUUCAAUUGGAGGAACCCCCUAAACGGAGAUUCGCCGCACGGGGAGGCAGGGUUCCUGCAAGAUAAGCAAGAGCAGGCGUUCUAUCGAUGCUUCCGAGAAGUCAACGACUUUGCGGAGUCGUUGCAGGACCAGAGCCAUUGCGGUAGCAUUGCCCGCCGAGCGCUUGAGAAGCCAAUACUGUCUGAGCACGUUGGGAAAGGCUUUCGCUGGUAUUUUGAACACGAUCUCGACUGCGUUCUCGCACAAGAGGUGUAUUUGAUUCGUUCCGAGACGAUUUCUCACGACCUUAAGGACGUGUUUGGGCGUCUGGGGUGGGCGGCACCCGCCGAAAUUCCGCAUGACAAGGGUCAGUACCCCUUCCAGCACAAAACCUACCUCAGUGCCAAGGGGAAGCACCUCCUGCAGAGCGCGUUGAAGGAUGAUUAUGAGGUCGUGCGGGCUUUAGAGCGCGCUGCUAAAAACGGCAGGCGUUAG